Protomyces lactucae-debilis is the source of this 212-nucleotide messenger RNA. RefSeq lists its product as uncharacterized. The annotation marks the transcript as partial. NCBI's taxonomy places the organism in Eukaryota, Fungi, Ascomycota, Taphrinomycetes, Taphrinales, Protomycetaceae. The record is from RefSeq and is a predicted model, not a curated record. The transcript has a single exon.
CAGGUCACGACCUCACAAGCUUAGGCCGAGCUGCAAGGGACAAACAUACUUCAUGCCAUCCUGCAGCCAUGUACAAAGCAGACGCAACUCGCCAUCAAGGUCACAACAGAAGUAUGCAAGAGACUCAACGCGCGAUACGUCGCGCCUACACUAAAAGCUUAAUGCUUAGAAGUAGGCCUAGAGGGGGAUCUUACUCUGACGUUGUUUGUGCC